UUUCCAGUUGUACGAGACAAAUGGGCCUUCGACAUGCCAUACCACACCUUCGAGUUUCGGCAAGAUCCCAACUCCACAAUUCCAAGCGCCCCGACGGACUUCAGCUGGCCGUUGCAGCUAAUAGAUUGGCGCAAGUGGACCCAUAUGGGUUACAAUGAGGGCUCCUACCUUUCGGUGUAUAGCACGUACGAGUACUAUGCCAAGGUGCCACCCAGUCUGCUUAGGUUAAUGAUCUGGAUGUUCCGGGAAAAGACUUUCCGUAAGACUUGCAGUCUGCGGUCCAUCACAUACGUUGCCAUCUUCCCAACCGGCGAUUACAUGGUAGGGCUCGCUGAUGUGAUGACCAAUAUCCGUGGUCUUCGGCACUUGAACCUGCAGCUGGCUCCAGAACCGAAAAGCACAAUCAUGGAUGACCCUAAGCGGAUGAAAAGGGCCCAACCAGGCGACCUUUGGCUGGAGCUCAAUCGCUCCUAUACGACCCUAAACAACUUGCAGUGGACCGCAAAUGCGUCGCUGUCAAGCCGCGACUACCGCUGGCCAGCUCUCGUUGAUAUCCUCGACGACGACCAUCAUCUGGGCGGACUGAGCCGGAGAGGCUGGACCAAGGUUGGGAAUGCCACUUGGUCGAGAGAUGAAGUGAGCCAAGCGACUACGUCGGAGUGAUUGGCUGGAGCGAGGACUCGAUGUCCUGGUUGUGUUUUCGAUGAUCACACGUUUGCAGAUCCAUUUGCUCCUGGCGCAUUUGCUUUGUCCACUUUUUGCAAGCAUGGCGCAAAGAAGACAUCGCCAGCAAUGGCUCUUCG
Messenger RNA from Aplosporella prunicola CBS 121167, 803 nucleotides. RefSeq lists its product as uncharacterized. The transcript has a single exon. NCBI's taxonomy places the organism in Eukaryota, Fungi, Ascomycota, Dothideomycetes, Botryosphaeriales, Aplosporellaceae. Bases 34 to 663 code for a protein of 209 amino acids. The record is from RefSeq and is a predicted model, not a curated record.